Molecule: messenger RNA, 1406 nt
Organism: Fragaria vesca subsp. vesca
Lineage: Eukaryota; Viridiplantae; Streptophyta; Magnoliopsida; Rosales; Rosaceae
Product: zinc finger CCCH domain-containing protein 17-like
Exons: 2
Coding region: 74-1096 (340 amino acids)
Molecular function (GO): protein binding
Source: RefSeq, a predicted model, not a curated record
UUCUGUUGGUGUUGUUUUUUUGUAGAUUAAAAUAUAAUUUGUUUGUUCUGUUUCUGUUGUUUGUUUGCGGAAAAUGGCAGGGUGUGGAGAUGAGGUUGUUACAUUGGCUGCGAAUCUGCAAGGCCACGAGAAGGCUAUAACUGGUAUUGCCCUUCCCGAGAGGAGUGGCGAGCUUUAUACUUCUAGUAAAGAUGGAACUGUCCGAGUUUGGGAUUGCAAUACUGGUCGGUGCAAGUGGGUGGUUGAUCUUGGUUGUCCAGUUGGGGCUUUGAUUAGUAAUGGUCCAUGGAUUUUCUGCGGUGCUGAUAAUGUUGUCAAGGCAUGGAACAUUGAAACCAAUGCUGAGUUUAGUCUAGAUGGACCUGCCGUUGGCCAAGUUUGCGCUUUGGUAUUUGAUAAGGAAAUGCUUUUUGCCGGGACUGACAAAGGCGUUAUUUUGGUGUGGAAAGCUAAAGAUGGUCAAUUUGAACUUGUUGCAUCUCUCACUGGCCACACGGCUACUGUUGUUUGUUUUAUAAUCGGAUCCAAAUUCACUAAGCUCUACUCAGGCUCGGAAGACCAUACGAUAAAGGUGUGGGAUCUCAAUUCUUUAGAAUGUGUUGCAACACUGAGUGGACAUUCUGAUGUGGUCACGUCUCUUAUAUGCUGGGACCAGUUUUUGAUCUCCUCGUCAUUGGACUGCACCAUAAAGGUGUGGCACAUGACUGAAACCGACAACUUCAAUUUGGAAGUGAUAUACACUCACAAUGUUGAACAUGGUAUUAUUGCUCUAUCUGGGAUGCACGAUGCAGAAGAUAAUCCAGUCCUAAUUUGUUGUUCUAGUGACAGUUCUAUCCGCUUAUAUGAUCAGCCAUCGUUUGAUCAGAGGGCUGUUUUAUUUGGAAAGCAAGAAGUUCGGGCUAUUCAGAUAGGAGUUGGAGGGCUGUUCUUCAUUGGAGAUGCAAGUGGUCUCCUUUCUGUUUGGAAGUGGUUGGAGCCUGCAGUCAAAGUUAGGGGUGACAACAGGACUGCACUGCGUAAGAGAGGAAGGGAAGGAGUUGAGGGUUGUGGGUGGCAACCCAAUAAACAUAUUUGCUCCAGGCUUAUGUUAACAUGAUAUGAUCCACCUAUUUGCCUUUCCUCUUGGUUCUGCUCCUGUGUUAUCUUGGAGUUCCCUUAAUCACUGCCGAUCUGAUUGAUGCUUCGCUGUAUGAUAGUGGAUUUGACGAUCAAAUCUUCAGACAUAGAAUCUCUUUCUGUUGCUGGCAUUUUUAGGUUUUAAAGUUUAACGGUCUCUGCAUAUAUUUCUUGCACCAAAGCCAAAUGGAAAUGUGGUCAGGGUAAAUCUGAGAUGAUGAGAAACAUCUGAUGCUAGUGAUAUGUAUAUAUUGUCUGGAGAUUGGGAAUCAUUCUUUACCUUCAAAAUG